AUGAACCGCAUCUUGCCGUGUGAUACGAAUAUGAAGGUCCUCCUCGUAGACGACGGCGCGCUGCCGAUGGUCGCGACUGCCUUCUCGCAGACGGAGCUGCUCAAGCACGGGGUGUACCUCGUCGAGUCCCUCAACAGCGCCGCGCGGCAGCGGAACUUGAUGAAGAUGCUGCGCUGCUACAUUCUGCUGCGGCCAAGUCUCUCGAGUGUGGAGGCGGCAUGCGUGGAGCUGCGUAUGGCGAAGUACCGUAGCUAUCACAUCUUCUUCUGCGGCGCGACCAGUGCGGAGAUGCUGGACCGCCUCGCGAACGCCGACAGUGACUCGCUCGUGGAGGAGGUGCAGGAGGUCUUCUGCGACUUCAACGCCGUCAAUAAGGACGCCUUCGUGCUGGAGACGCCGCCGCCGCAGUCGCUUGUGUCGUCAUUCAUGUCAGCGUCGCAGGUGCGCCGUCUGGCGGAGGGGCUGGCCUCGCUCAUGGUGGCGCAGCGCCGGCGACCCCGCAUUCGCUACCAGAAGAAUAGCCCGUUUGUGCAGCGUCUCGCCGCGGAACUCGUGAAUGUGCUGAAAAGCGACCCCGGACUGUACGACUACCCCGCGCGGGACACGGUGUUGCUGCUUCUAGACCGCAACGACGACCCGCUCACCCCGCUCCUCACCCCAUGGACCUACCAAGCAAUGCUCCACGAGCACAUUGGGCUGCGCUCCAAUACGCUCAAGCUGCCGGCGGACGUGCAAGGAGCCGAGGAGGAGGGCUACGUCUUCUCCGAGCACGAUGACGCCUUCUUCGCCAACAACAUGUUCAACAACUGGGGCGACCUGUGCAACAACGUGAAGAAGUACGUUGACCAGUGCAAAGAAGCCCUGAAUCUCGACCGCCCCACAGCCACCCUCGAAGAGCUCAAGGCGUUCAUGCAAAAGAUUCCGCAGACGAAGAACCUCACCGGGUCCGUCACGAAGCACACGACGGUGACCACGUAUCUCUCCGGUGUCAUCAAGAAGCGCAACCUGCUGGAGAUAUCUCUUCUGGAGCAGGACAUGAUCGCCUCCUCGGACCAGAGCAACCACUGGACACGCCUGCAGACCUUCGCGUCGCGCCCCAGCACGAGCCAGGAGGACCUCACACGCCUCUGCCUCAUCUACCACCUUCGCUAUGAGAAGCCCGGCGGCGCGUCGCAGGUGGCACCGUACCUCGACCGCGUCAACUCGAACUACGCCCUGCUCCUUAGUAAGCUGCGGCAGUACUACGGCCUUCAUCGAAACACAGAUCGCUUGUUUGCCGCUACCGGUGUCAUGGCAAAGAUCGUGAAGACGUUUGUGGAUGUCGGCAACAUCUACACUCAGCAUGAACCGGUUCUGAAGCGCACCCUACAGCACCUGUACAGCGGCCAGCUCGACACCGCCUCCUACCCAUACCUGGAACAGCCGACCUCCUCCUCCGGCGGCGGCGGUGUGGCGAAUGUGGAGCAUAAGCCAAUGGAGGUGACCGUGUACAUGUGCGGCGGAUAUACAUUCGAGGAGGCAGCGCUGGUGCACGGCAUUAACGCGCGCACCGCGUACAAGCCGGCGGAUGCAGCCUCGUUUGCGGGCGGCGGAAGCAGCAUCAAGGCGUCGAUCGGCGGCGAAGACGUUCUCAACACGCACUCGUUUCUCCGUUUGCUCGACCAGCUCUCGCCAUCGUAA
This is a messenger RNA of Leishmania mexicana MHOM/GT/2001/U1103, 1680 nucleotides long. RefSeq names its product vacuolar protein sorting-associated protein 45-like protein. NCBI's taxonomy places the organism in Eukaryota, Euglenozoa, Kinetoplastea, Trypanosomatida, Trypanosomatidae. Gene Ontology annotation, biological process: intracellular protein transport; vesicle-mediated transport. Gene Ontology annotation, cellular component: Golgi membrane. The transcript has a single exon. The record is from RefSeq and is a predicted model, not a curated record. Bases 1 to 1680 code for a protein of 559 amino acids.